AUGGAUCAAGGUCGAGCCACUCGCCUCCAUCACGACGGCAAACAUUCAAAAAUUUGUAUGGAAGAACAUCAUCACUCGGAUAAUGGGCUAAAAUUCACGGAUAAAAAGCUAAACAUCUUUCUUGAGAACCUCGGUAUUCGACAUCGAUUCACGUCAGUAGAACAUCCGCAAUCCAACGGCCAGGCCGAAGUAACCAACAAGGUCGUUCUCACCGAGUUGAAAAAAUGGCUCAGCAAAGCCAAAAGGGCCUGGGCCGAAGAGUUUCCCGAAGUCUUAUGGGCGUAUAGAUGCACACCCCAGUCAAGUACGAAAGAGACUCCCUUCUGGUUAGCGUAUGGCUCGAACGCGAUGAUACUGGUAGAAGUUGGCAAACCGUCAUUCCGGCGGACACACUUCCAUGAAGAAUCCAAUGACAAUUCUCUUCGCGCAGAGCUAGAUGUCUUAGAUGAGGUGCGAGACAAAGCCAGAAUCGUCCCCGAGAACAUUCCACGAGGGCGAUCUCGUUUGGAGGGCAACCGGAUCGGCAAGAUGCAAUCCCACCAAAGGGAAGUUAUCGGCCAACUAGGACGGUCCGUUCCGAGUACAACACACUCUCCAUAA
Messenger RNA from Cajanus cajan (pigeon pea), 600 nucleotides. RefSeq lists its product as uncharacterized. Gene Ontology annotation, biological process: DNA integration. NCBI's taxonomy places the organism in Eukaryota, Viridiplantae, Streptophyta, Magnoliopsida, Fabales, Fabaceae. Gene Ontology annotation, molecular function: nucleic acid binding. The record is from RefSeq and is a predicted model, not a curated record.